Arabidopsis thaliana (thale cress) is the source of this 944-nucleotide messenger RNA. It is a transcript of the gene GLP9, whose product is annotated as germin-like protein 9. Bases 96 to 764 code for a protein of 222 amino acids. The transcript has 2 exons. Gene Ontology annotation, molecular function: manganese ion binding. The record is from RefSeq and is marked reviewed. NCBI's taxonomy places the organism in Eukaryota, Viridiplantae, Streptophyta, Magnoliopsida, Brassicales, Brassicaceae. Gene Ontology annotation, cellular component: apoplast.
UUUGUCUCAUAAAUUUAUCACAUCUUCAUUGACACCACAAAUAAGAAACUAACAAAAACCUUUUUGUCUUCUACAAAUCGUCUCCAUACAUACAUAUGACGAUAAAAAGUCUCUCUUUUCUUGCGGCUCUAUCUCUCUUUGCUUUGACACUUCCAUUAGUAAUUGCUUCCGAUCCAAGCCCCCUUCAAGACUUUUGUGUUGGUGUCAACACACCAGCAGAUGGCGUGUUUGUGAAUGGAAAGUUUUGCAAGGAUCCAAGGAUAGUUUUCGCGGAUGAUUUCUUUUUCUCGAGCCUCAACAGACCUGGAAAUACAAAUAACGCGGUUGGGUCCAACGUGACAACCGUCAAUGUUAACAACCUUGGAGGACUAAACACUCUUGGUAUCUCACUUGUUCGUAUAGACUAUGCACCCAACGGUCAGAACCCACCUCACACCCACCCACGUGCCACCGAGAUCUUGGUUGUUCAACAAGGAACUCUACUUGUAGGGUUUAUCUCAUCAAACCAAGACGGAAACCGUCUUUUCGCCAAAACACUCAACGUGGGUGACGUAUUUGUGUUUCCAGAAGGACUCAUCCAUUUCCAGUUCAACCUAGGAGGAACUCCAGCAGUUGCAAUCGCUGCUUUGAGCAGCCAAAACGCAGGUGUUAUCACAAUUGCUAACACAAUAUUUGGGUCUAAACCAGAUGUAGACCCGAAUGUUCUUGCAAGAGCAUUCCAAAUGGAUGUUAAUGCGGUCAGGAAUUUACAAGCCAGGUUCUAAUAAUGUAAUAAGAAAUAUAGUCUUUGGAAUUACUUUAUUAAUACAAGCAUGGUUCAGCCGUACUGUGACAUGUAUAUGAUGUUGGUUGUUGUUUUAUCUUAAUAAUAUUUUGGUCAUUGAUUAAUUAAUUUUCUAUUUGUGUUAAACUAUUAAGCAUGUUGUGCAUAACCUUCGUGUUUC